This is a messenger RNA of Ictalurus punctatus (channel catfish), 7685 nucleotides long. RefSeq names its product zinc finger protein 516 (gene znf516). NCBI's taxonomy places the organism in Eukaryota, Metazoa, Chordata, Actinopteri, Siluriformes, Ictaluridae. The transcript has 5 exons. Gene Ontology annotation, cellular component: nucleus. The record is from RefSeq and is a predicted model, not a curated record. Gene Ontology annotation, biological process: regulation of DNA-templated transcription. The coding region runs from base 1087 to 4296 and encodes 1069 amino acids. Gene Ontology annotation, molecular function: RNA polymerase II cis-regulatory region sequence-specific DNA binding; DNA-binding transcription factor activity, RNA polymerase II-specific.
CCUUUACAAAUACACCUGCAGUUUAGAAUUUAGCUACGGUUAAAAACAAACAAACAACAAAAAAACAAACAAAAGGAUUAUAAGAAGUUAAUAAGAAUGCAAUAGGGGUGUAUCCUGCAACAAGAAAGCAGUAUAGGACAUCUGGCAGAGUUAUAACAGAGUUAUAACAGAUGUCCAGAAAAAUAGACAAAGACUGGACAACAAUUCGAGUUAGAGCAGAAAUGGCAGGAAGGGGGUGGGGGAAUUCAACUCAGAGGACCUAAAAGCUGCUGAAGAUACACAAAGAGAUUGGAAUGGUAAAAGAUGGGCAUACAAGUUGGACAUUACAGAAUAUUUUAUAUUACCGUCAGAAACUUUUGGACUGAUAUCCCGACCCCAUUAUUGUCUUAGCAUACACUAUUGAACCAUUUCUGUAAUGAGGCAUGCAAUUUGUAGAACCAAACUCCCUAAAUAUCUUUGUCUUGUUAAUUUUCUUAUAGGGGGAUGCAAACAUUUGCAUUCUAUUGAAUGCACACAAGCAAUGAGAUGGAGAUGAGAAUAGUCUCUGCUCUUCUUACAAUCCAGGAACUAACACAGUCUAUCUCAGUUAUGUUAUCAGGAUGAUCUACAACACGUGUACGUCUGUUCUCAAAGUGCACAUGUGUAAUAAUAGUCACUAAAACGAACCAGUUUAGUUUGACUGCAUGAUGACGUGGACUUGCUUGGAUCAGGGCUCGGGGGAAUAUUAGCGUGGUGUCAGCACAAAAGCUAAUACAGAUGAGGGCCCCUGUUUCUAACAGGCGUGACUUUUAACGGGAACUAAAAGGCAGUUCGUUGUCUUCUUAUGGCUUACAUGUGGUUGAAGUUCAUUCUGUAAAGUGUCUCAGAAUGAAGCAGGUCUCUGGUUGGUAAAACAUGGUUCCUAGCAGAAGUUCCUCCAGCUGUAAUCAAGUGGAAAACAACACAAGCUUCAUAAAACAUUCAGCAAUGAUCCUUUCUGCAAACAGAAAUUCCGUACAAGACGUAUGACCAAAAAAGACACAGAUUUACUAGGACAUAAGAAAUUGGACAGAAGAUAGCAGGAAAGGAGAACACUCGAGGUUUGACAUGGAGGUUGCGCGGCAAGAGGUCACAGAUGACUCCCUCUCCAAAACCUCUCGUAAUGAUUCAGAUGAGGAAAAGAAUCAAGUUCACAACUGUGACCUCUGUGGCAGGUCUUUUCUUUUCUUAAGCUCUCUGUCCCAGCACAUGAGGAAACACACAGGGGAGAAGCCGUACAAGUGCCCCCAUUGCCAGCACCGCUCAUCCCAGAAAGGCAGCCUGAAAGCCCACAUUCGCACCCACAAGGUAGAUGGUAUGAUUCAGAGCACUGGGGGUAAUGAAGAAGAGGUGGACGAUGAAGGAGACAAGGAAGGAGGAGUACCUGAGGAGCAGGGUGGUUGUUCCAGCCCGACAGAAAGUACCUCUGCUUGCAAUAAAGUGGUCAGUGGUGAGGAAACCACUAAGACAAGAAAGAAAGGGGUUAAGAAAGAGAGGGCAAACAGUGAGGGAGGCAAGCAGUGCUCACUGUGUAGGAAGAGGCUCCGGAGUCAAGCUGAGCUAGAGCAGCAUAUGCGAGACUUUCAUGAUACCUCACAGGAAGAGCACUUGCAGGCAGAAACACAAAACACACAUUCCACAGAGGAAAACUCCACCAUGGAGGAAGGACUGAACAUGGAGGAAGCAGAGAAAGAGAAUGAGCUUUGUAAAGGGGACUUUCCAUGUGAUCAGUGUGACCAAGUCUUCACUCAAGCCUGGUUCCUCAAAGCCCACAUGAAGAAGCAUCAAAACACUCGGGAUCAUGGCUGUCGCAUCUGCGGCCGGCGAUUUCGUGAACCCUGGUUCUUGCGCAGCCACAUGAAGACGCACAACACCAAGUCCAAGCCAAAGAAUGAUUCGGAACUUCCUGCGACUGUUAAUGAGGUGACACAGGUUGAAGCUUCCUUGGUAAACGACGUAUGCCUUUACGAACUGUGCGCCAAGUGUGGUAACUUCUUCCAUGACCGCAAAAGCCUGCAGCUUCAUGAGCAAGUCCACAAGAGCACAGAUAAUUCGACUAACAGCGGUGAUGGUCUUUCAUCGCCUCUCACCAAGAGACGCUUCCUAGAGUGCCUGAACUUGAGAAUGGCAGGUAAGAUGGAGAAGCUCUCAGACGGAAGACUUGGCAAGAGAAUUCCUGAGUUGGAUCCUGUUAGCAGCUAUCAGGCCUGGCAGCUGGCCACCAGAGGCAGGGUGAUGGAGGUUUCUGAAAAAGGCCUGGGCUGGGACGAGAGGUUAGCAGAUGCAGAUGUGGUGUAUGACAAGAAAAAGGGUGAAUAUGUACUAAUGAGACAGGAGAAACGAAAGAAACAAUUGGAUACCACUCUAAGUAUCCCUAAUAAGAAAAAGCGAGGGGUAGUGACCCAAGGCUCAAGCAACACCAGCACGGCCACCGAUCACCAGCGAUAUGGGGGGCAGACAUCUAUGGAGAUUGGAAGCGUUGACAGUCUGAGCGACUCUGAAUAUCGUCCCUCUUUCCGCCAUAGCCGUAAAAAUUCCCAGAAUAAGAUCUCUGAGUGCUUGGAGUGCGGAAAAGGAUUCCGAACUCAGCAACAGAUGGUGAUUCACAUGCUCAUAAGACAUGGCAGCAUGACUGAAAGCAUGAAUGGGGUUUCUCUCCAAAAUCUCUUUCCUAAAACACAGUCCAGUCUUUCUAAACCUGUGGAAUCUGCAGAGGACCAAAGUCAGAAAAUAUACCCUGAAGAUACAGAUAAAAAAACAUGCACCUGCGACCACUGUGACUUCAGCACCGCUGACUCAGCUGCCAUGGUGUCCCACAUACACAAUGAGCAUGCAGCUAUCAGCAAUGAGGCCUUAACCAGCGUGAUCACCCAAAGCCACAGUCCUUCCACUAGCCACAGUGGCUUCCCCAGGCUGAGGAAUGCACUACUACAGCAGCCCUACUGGCCCUACACCAGCUCCACCCACCUGGAGAGGGCAGCACUGAACAGCACAGUACCUUGGACCAAGAACAGUGAUGAAAAUGGAGAUGAGAAGAUCAAAGGGCAUGGAGAGGCCAGUUCUGACAAAAUGGAUGCCAGUCUAUUGAAUCUCUCUGUGGAAGCUGAAAGUGACAAAGCAGAAGCUCUAGACUUAGGACAGAAUGGUCUAGUGAGGCAUCAGUGCCCAUACUGUUCCCAUGCUACACUGUACCCUGAGGUUCUCUGGAUCCAUCAAAGAAUUGCACAUAAAAUCGACAGCACCACUCUGAUCCCUAAGUGGGCUCCUAAAAAUGGUGUUAAGGGGCCUAAGUCGAUUCUUGAUUUCAAGAGGCGCACUGGACCACCUCCGUUUCUGGAAGGCAAGGACUGCCCUUCACUUCCUCAGACACGAAUCCUCCGCACAAGUUCCCCUGAAUUAAGCCCCAGAGGGACCAAGGACAAGCCUCAAAGCAGCAGUGCAGAAUCCACUUACUUACAAAGCAAGGGUCAGCACACCGGACGACUGUCACACUCCUCUAAGCAAAAUCCCAGCAGGUCCCAGAUAGAUGACGUCAAGAGCGCCAAGAACAAAACGGAUGCCCACCAAUAUAUCACUUCAUCAACAAGUAGAGCACGACCAACACCAAGUCCCCAAAAGUCUGAAAGCCCAAAGACAGCAAGCAGACUAAUGGAAAGUAGCUUGCUGCCCAAAGAGGGACUCCGCUUCAUGCUCACCAGCAAGCACAAUGCCUCCGAGCAGAGAAGUCCCAAACCUCAGACCUCUAGCCGAUCUGAACCUCCAGCCCAGGACACAGAGAGCUCUCAUGGAUACGACCUCUGGAGUAGACUCAGUCUAGGUGGAUCAUCCUCACACUCCCAAACUAAAAAGCAGCCGUCAGGAGACAGUCCAGGUGCUCUUACCGACAUCUAUAGUUUCUUGAAGAAUUGCAGUCCUCAUGAUUUGGCAGCGCUUUAUCAUCACUGGGGCUUUAGUAACAUGAUGAUAGAGCAAGCAGGGAUGGCGAGGUCAGGGCAGAAAGAGGGCGAGUAUGUCUGUCCAGUGUGCGGGAAGAGCUUUAGCCAACCCAGCCAUUACCGCACACACAUGAGAUCCCAUACAGGUGAGAGACCGUUCCAGUGUCAGUACUGUCCCUACAGUGCCUCGCAGAAAGGCAACCUGAAAACCCAUGUCCAGACUGUACAUCGGCUCACCUUUGACAACGCCCAAUACCCUGACAGGAGGCUCCACCAUGCCCCAUCUGUUGACCACACACACCCUUCCAGUCCCGGAUUAUCCCACAGAGCGACCACUUCCUGAACAGGAAAACCAAAGCUAAACGGGUUAAAGAGGAGAACAUGUCCAUCCAGAGAUCUGUUAUCUCCUCGAGGGUAUUGUGUUCAUAGUCAUAACUAAGGAGGGCUGAUUUUAUUACAAAACACUUAAGUGUAUUUAUUGUAUUUGUUCAGUUGUCUUUAGUUUCAGGUUCUGUGCCAACUGUAAUUGGAAGCCAAUGUCAACAUUUUUGACAUGAGGAAUUCAAACUAAGUCACUUUGCAAACAAAACAGCAAUGUUUUUAAUAUGUUCCCAUUUCCCUUCUUAACCUGAACUCAUUUCAUACUUGACCGAUUGCAAAGUACUGUAGGUUUUUAUGCACUGUCCUAAACUAUCAUCAGUGGAUCCCUUACAAAUGCUGCUUCCUUACAAACAAUGGCCAGGAUGAUGUUAUAAAUUGAAAUGGUAGCCUUAGUUUGUGUGCUUGUGUGUUUGUAUAUUUUACUCCUCAGGACUCCUCGGUUAGAGUUCCAAAGUAUGUAUUAUGGUUUUGUUUUGUGUGUGUAGAUUCAUUGUGGUACUUCUAGAGAACCUGCAGGUUAUCUGUCUGGCAUUAUACACAAAGUAUGCCAGUAUGAUUUCAGAGACUAUGGUAUGUACAGUCUACAGUAUAUACACGUUUAGAAAAGCUAAAAAAAAGAAUUUGUAGGCAUUCUUCAGUUGUCAAAACCUUUCGUAGAAGCUAAGAACUUUUAGUUAUCCAAUGAACCCUUAAAGAACCCUUCAAGAACCAUGGUUUCUAAGAGUAUGUAUUAACAGUGUGCCAAGCAUUUGACAUUUAGCUGGCUUGAUACUUGGUGGCAUGGUGGUGCAGUAGAUUGUAUUACUACAUCACAGCUCCAGGGUUCCCAGUUUGAUCCUGAGCUAUGAUUACUGCCUAUAUGGAUUUUUGCAUGUUCUCCCCAUUUUCCUCUGGGUUCUACGGUUUCCUCCCACCUCCAAAAAAUACAGAUUGGUUAUGCUAAAUUGCCCAUACGUAUGAAUGUGUGUGUGCAUGGUGUCAUGCAAUGGCCUGGAAUCCCAUCCCAAGCGUAUUCCCCCACUUUACACCCAGUAUUCCUGGGAUAGGCUCAGAAUCCACAGCCCUUACCAGAAUAAAGUGCUAACUGAAGAUGUUUUGGUACUUGGUACAUUCUUAGAAAAAUGAUUCUUUAAGGCUUCAUUGGAUAAUUAAGGUUUCUUAACCUCCUCAAAGGCUUGUACUUGGAACUCUUUCUGACAUGGAAACACUCUGUUGUGGGCAUCUACAUGGAACCUUUAAGGGUUCCACCAGAGGGACAACCAGAAGAAUGCUUAAGGUUUCUAAAAGUUUCACAACAGCAGACAUUAUAUCUUAGAAUUUCUUCAUUCAUGGAAGCUUGUGUCUUGUAAAAUCAGGGCCAGUUUCCUAGAAACCGUUGAAAGUUAGUCUUAACAUUGUUUUGCCCAAUUUAAUUAGUCAGAAACGUCAUAUUUUGUGUGAUGUCCCAAAGUCAGUCAAAGUCAAAUGAUCCAUUUCCUGUUUUGUUUGUUUGAUUUACCCAAGUUUAAGUUUUUUAUUCUAUUUUUUUGGUCUUUUUUUUCUAGAAUCAUGUGAUUACCAUUAAUUGUAUCUUAAAAAUGUCAAACCAUCUGAUGUAAGCUGAUGGCACAUAAGGACUUAAAGCCAUGACAGAAUAUUCAGUUAUUGCUGGAGGACUUAAUAUAAAUGUACAGAACUGCAAUUUCUCUGUUAUUAAUUACAUUUAAAUUAUUGCAUUAUAGAAACUAGCUUAAUAGCUCUGAUCAGAUCUAUAGCUCAAGAGGUAGUGUGUUUUAUAAUGCCUUUAAAAAGCUUUAGAAUGCCAUAUUUUUAGAUGGUAAAUACUUAAAGCAAGGAAAUUCAUGGCCAUAUAUUUCUAUGAAUGUUAAAUAAUAUACUUAGGUAUUUGCAUAUUUAGUAAAACACAGUUGUGCAAGUUUGAAUAUGUUCAUAUAUUUACAGUAGUCACCAAUGAAUCUUGAUAUUUUCAGAUUGCAAUGUAUAUGCUGAAUCUCAAUGAAGGAAUAUUCACUGAUCCCAAAAAAAAAAAAAAAAAAAAAAAAAAAAAAAAAAACUCUAGCCAUAAGGCACCCCUAUAAUUUUAUCCUGGUUAUGCUCUCGUUUAUAUAUGUUCAUUUGUCAGAAAAUUUUAUCUAAAGUGAUAGCUGCAUAUAAGGUUAAACUUAAAUUUCCCUACACAUUGGUGAACACUGAUUGUGUGCAUGCAACAAAGUUAAGUGAUGGCUGACAAAUUAACGGAAAGCACAAUAUAAUAUGUGUUAAUAAGGUGUUGGGCCUCCAUGAGCCACCAGAAGAGCUUCAGUGUACAUUGUCAUUGAUUUUAUAAGUCUUUGGAGCUGCACUGCAGGAAGGAACAUGUUUCUUUAAUUACUGCUUAAAGAGAGAAACAUAUUAAUUGAGUAACAUUUUAUUCCCCUCAUACCUGCUGAAACAGAUGCACCAAUUGUUUUUACCCAAUAUUUUAUACUGGAAAUGAUCUGAUUAUCUUUGAAGCAUACAAACCUGACAUGCCAAGUCAUAGUCUUGAGCUUGGUGUAGCCAGCUAGCCAAUAAACACAACGUUGAACAUAAAUAAAAAUGACUAAUUCUAAAAGAGUAGAUGAUGAUACACAAAACUAAACUAAUGGUUUGCUUGGUGUUUUUUGAGCGUAUUCUAAGAGUAUAAGCAAUAUGUCCUAAUAAUGAAGUGCUCAGGGUUUACAUCCAGCUGGCACCAUUGUAGCCUUGAAAAUUAAAUUAGGCAAAAUAAAGUUGAAGAAAAUAAAUGCAAUGUAAUCUAGUUGUCUUACUUUAACAAAAGCUCCAUGCACAUGGUCACCUAUGACUUUUUGGCUACAGUCAGAAUAACUUUGCAUUGAUUUUAAGUGACGCAAACAUUGCCAUAGCAUUUUCUCCAGUUUUUCCUUUAAUUUGUCACCUGCCUCUAUGUAAAGUAUUGCUGAGUGGACACAAUAAAUGAAUUAAUCCAAUUAUUAAAACAUUCAAGCAACAUAUAGUCCCAUGCUGAAUUAAAUUAUUUCUAUGUUGAGCUAAAACCUAGAUGCAUUAGAAAAGAACAUAAUGAGUGAAAUACAGUAGCAUUGUUUGAAAAAAUGAUUAAAGCUUUUUAUUAACAGUAGUUUUUUCCCUCUAUUUCUCUCUUAUAUAAUAUUAUUUUGUGCUUUUGAGUAGUAGUAGUAAUUCAAUGUAUGGAUUUUUGUGGUAUGAGUUUGUGUUUGCCAGAUUUAUUUCCAUAACUCAAUGAACUACACAAAACUGUCAGUUACAUGUUUGGAUUCAUUCCAUCACAUAUACACUGUCCAUUAUUUAAGUUUGAAGUCUCCCAAAAUAAAGUUUACCUCUAAUAUUUCA